AUGAAAUCUUUGGGUUGUCAUGAGAAGUCUGGGGGAUUACAGAGGGUAGAGAGGCAAAUGAAGGAUUUUAGGGAUGUUUUGGAUGAUUGUGAGUUAAGGGAUCUUGGUUAUAUUGGCCCCCCUUUCACUUGGUGUAACAAAAGAGAACCUGCAUAUAGUAUCAGUGAGAGGUUGGAUAGGGUCCUCUCAAAUCAUAGGUGGGGUUUAUAUUAUCCUGUGGCUCGAGUCCAACAUGUUGUAGCUGCAUACUCAGAUCAUCUGCCUAUUAUUCUUAGAACUCAUGAGGUACAGUUCCACGGGAGGAGUAAGAGACCAUAUAGGUUUGAGGCUAUGUGGGUGGACUCACCUGAUUGGAAUAAUGUUAUAGAGAAUGCCUGGUAUGAGGGACAAGGUGCUGAUGGCUACAGUGUAGUGAUGAGAAAGAUCAAAUGUUGUGGUGAAAAGCUUACUAUCUGGAACAAGUCAAAGUUUGGGCAUGUGAGGCAAGGACUAGAGAAAGCAAGAUCAAAAUUGAAGUGGUUGCAAUCUAGUGAUCCCUGUUUUCAAAAAAGGGAUGAACAUAGGAAGGCAAGAGCAGAAAUGCAAGUUUGGAUGGAGAGGGAGGAGAUCAUGUGGAGACAAAGGUCUAAAUCCUUAUGGCUGAAAGAGGGGGAUUCAAACACCAGGUUUUUCCACAAUAAGGCUUCUCAAAGAAGGAAGAAAAACUAG
Carya illinoinensis is the source of this 708-nucleotide messenger RNA. RefSeq lists its product as uncharacterized. The transcript has a single exon. The coding region runs from base 1 to 708 and encodes 235 amino acids. The record is from RefSeq and is a predicted model, not a curated record. NCBI's taxonomy places the organism in Eukaryota, Viridiplantae, Streptophyta, Magnoliopsida, Fagales, Juglandaceae.